AUGUCUUACUACGCUAAUAACGAAUACAUCAUCUCGACAAAUAACUCAAUCAACGAGAACAAAUACAACAGUGAUAAGGUGAAAAACAGUGGCUUAAAAGCGCUUUUAAAGCCAUUGAUGAAGAUCAUUAAGAAAACAACAAAACGCACGCCAGUGAAGGCAUGCGACACGUGCUACGAGAGCGAGCAGAAUUCCAGUAACGAGUUGUUGGUGCGAAAGAUCUACGAGGAAAUGGACAGUUGUCAAUCUGGUGCGGCAUUCUUCGUCUGCAAUCAGGAUGAGAGCUACGACCUUGUGCCAGUCGCUCGUGAAGACUUCUACAUCCCGGUGCACUUCGCCCGAACGGACGCCGGCACCUUCUUCUGGACCGCUAUCUCUAAAAAUGAAGCUGACUUCGCAGCGGCAUCGUGUUACACCGAGUGUCAGACCGCGGAGCAACAAUACCCCGUCUUCCAAGACCGCUGGGUACAAGCAUAA
Messenger RNA from Parnassius mnemosyne (clouded apollo), 477 nucleotides. NCBI's taxonomy places the organism in Eukaryota, Metazoa, Arthropoda, Insecta, Lepidoptera, Papilionidae. The record is from the annotation of a GenBank genome assembly.